UGACACCUGAAACUUUAAAGAGGCGCAUGCACAGAGGCAACGCCUCCUUAGGAUAGGCUUAGAUUUCUCUGUGAAGCUGUAUUCACCGCCAACUUGCAAUGGGGACUGUAAUAAAAAUGUGCUUUUGUUUGUGUUACUCUGCUUGCCUCAUUUUACCUUAUGUAUGUGGCUAUCUUUAUAGAACAAAACAAAAUUCCUCGGUAGGCCUUGAUAAUGUGCCACCGAAUUUUGAAGACCCUCAUCAUGGCAGCAUACUGCUGUCUUCUUUGCUAAAAGCACUCUCUGACAAAGGCGGCUGGGAAGACCCUACCCCGCGGUUCAGACCCGAUUCAAAGUAUCUCCGGUACAUGAAAAGAUUGUACAGAAUGUCUGCCACUAAUGAAGGAGUGCCAAAGCUGAAUAAAAGUCACCUGUAUAACACAGUAAGAUUGUUUACCCCGCAAGCCGAGUGCCUCCAGCAGAUCAAAGGGGUUUUCACACAAGAUCUGUCUUACAGCUUGGAUCGCGUGACUGCCCAGGAGCACCUGCUGAAGUCUGUUCUCCUCUACUCGUUUGAGAGAGCACCCAUGGCUCCUGUUGUGUCUGUCUGUCAUGUGCAUCUCAGUGAGCAAGCGGCUCCUGAUGAGCAAGUCCGCUCGAGCGCUCAGGACUCCUUCCGCUUCCACAUCCGAAUGGAGAGGAGGACCAGGUGCAAAUGGGUAGAGGUUGAUGUCACAUCUUUUCUAAAGCCUCUACUGGGCUCUUAUAGAAAGAAUAUCCACAUCCUUGUCAAUUUCACCUGUGUGGAAGACAGAAGACAACAGAGCAGUCCCCAGGAGCAAGAUCAUCAGCUGAACCGGACCCUCAAGGCUCCUUCCCUUGUCCUGUACCUGAAUGAUACCAGUGAACAAGCCUAUCGGAGGUGGACACCACAGGUAAAGAUGCUGAACUCGGGAAAUCCAAGACCAGCAUCGGAUCCUGGUCAUUUGCAAAGUCCAGUGAAGGUGAUGGUGGAGAAAAGAUCCUUGCGAAACAGAAGAAAUAUAGCUGACAAAGAGCUAGAUAAACAAAAAUCAACGCCUGAGACUUUUAGUCUGGACGAACACUAUAAACAUUUUGAGUUCCCCACAGAUGAAUGUGAGCUCCAUGAUUUCAGGGUGAGUUUCAGUCAGCUUAGGUGGGACCACUGGAUAAUUGCACCCCCCAACUACAACCCUCGCUAUUGCAAAGGGGUUUGCCCAAGGGCUAUUGGUUAUCGAUAUGGGUCUCCAGUUCACACCAUGGUUCAGAAUAUCAUCUACGAAAAGCUGGACUCCCCUGUGCCAAGGCCGUCGUGUGUCCCAUCCCAAUAUGACCCCCUAAGUGUUUUGACAAUCGAAAACGAUGGUUCCAUUGUGUACAAGGAAUAUGAAGACAUGAUAGCUACUAAAUGUACCUGUCGCUGAACCAAUGAGCAGAACGACAAAGAUGGAAAAUGUGUACUAGUGGAUGUGCCAUUUUUCGAUCGCAUUAUGAAGAACUCUGAAGGACUUUUCGCAGGACUACCCAAGUAGUUUUACUGUAUCUUGCAUUAAGGUUCAAAUGUAUGAUGGGACAUCAAGAUUUGUAAUUGGUAACAUCUAGAACCAAAAUAUAAAGCCAUUAUCACUGUUGAUAAUUACAAAAGCAAAAAAAAAAAAUGCUUUAUUUUUUUCUUUAAGUCUAUGCCUUUCCCAUUAACUAAAUGUAGUUAACAUGUGAAAGGCUAAAUUUAUGUGUUUUUUUUUGUUUGUUUUAGUUUUUGUGCGUUCAUUUAAUUUGUUUCCUUUUGAUAGGCUGGGGUUGACACAUUUUUAAGCAGGAGAAUGUUCUGGACACCAAAGUGAGAUUUUAGUCCUCUUAACUAUUACAAGAUAUUUUACUGUGGUUUUAUAUCUGAGGAUAUAAACAGUUGUCUCGUGGACAACUGUUUUCUAUUCAUUAUGUCCAGACAGAAAGUUGUCCUAAAAUAUGGAUGACAAGAUUUGUCAAUCUGCAUUUAAUAGUCUCAGCUAUGAAAUUACUGUAAAUACGGUAAGUAUUUAAUUGUAACGUGAAUAAUAUAUGUAUAAUGUAUGGUUUGUAACAACUGAUUUUGGCUGAUUUGUUUUGGAUUUUGAAAAUGUUUCAAAGAUGGUUAUAUUCUGAUCAAAAAAAUAUAUAUAUAUUGUAAGCAGUUUUGCCUGUGUGUGUA
Acipenser ruthenus (sterlet) is the source of this 2191-nucleotide messenger RNA. RefSeq names its product growth/differentiation factor 9-like. Gene Ontology annotation, biological process: SMAD protein signal transduction; BMP signaling pathway. Bases 99 to 1424 code for a protein of 441 amino acids. Gene Ontology annotation, cellular component: extracellular region. The transcript has 2 exons. Gene Ontology annotation, molecular function: cytokine activity; growth factor activity. The record is from RefSeq and is a predicted model, not a curated record. NCBI's taxonomy places the organism in Eukaryota, Metazoa, Chordata, Actinopteri, Acipenseriformes, Acipenseridae.